Messenger RNA from Chironomus riparius, 1188 nucleotides. The record is from the annotation of a GenBank genome assembly. NCBI's taxonomy places the organism in Eukaryota, Metazoa, Arthropoda, Insecta, Diptera, Chironomidae.
GAAAAUUAAGGAAUUUUAACAGUUCAAUAUUAAAAAUAAAUAAAAGACAUAAUACUUUGGUGAUAAAACGUGAAAACAGCAGUUAUCAAUACAUAUUUUACCGUAAAAACCAAAAAACAAAAUAAAUAUUCCUCAUUUCUUAAUAUUGAGACACAUUUACCGUGUAAUUAAGUUACCUACUCAAACACUUAACAACCAAAAGUUCAAGGCACGCAAAUUAACAUAUAGAACCAGUGUAAAUUAAAUGUACAACACUGACAUACUUUAACCUUAAAAAAUUCAUUACCAUAAAUUAUUAAGAUUUGCAUGUGAUUAUCAAGCUUGCCGCGUAUUUUUAAUCAUAUGCUUUUGAGGAAUAAAGUCAAAUAUACAUUCAACUUGAUUAGAUUAUUCUCCCAAGUGAAUCAACCAAAGAUGUCUUUAGAAUCAGCUAAAAGGAUUGCAGCGGAACGAGCAAUUGACAACCAUGUUAAGGAUAACAUAGUUCUUGGAAUUGGAAGUGGAUCAACUAUUGUUUAUGGGGUUCAAAGACUUGCUGAGCGUGUAAGGAAUGAAAAUCUCAACAUCAUUUGCAUUCCGACGAGUUUUCAAGCUAAACAUUUGAUCCUCGACAAUGGAUUAACAUUGGGAGAAUUAGACAAAAAUCCAGUGCUGGAUGUUGCCAUUGAUGGAGCUGAUGAAUGUGAUAUUGAACUUAAUUGCAUCAAAGGUGGUGGUGGAUGCUUGUUACAGGAAAAAAUAGUCGCAUCAUGUGCCAAAAAUCUAAUUAUCGUUGCCGACCAUACCAAAAACUCACAAUAUCUUACAGAGCGAUACAAGAAGAUUCCAAUUGAGGUGUCACCAAUCGCUUACGUUCCAAUUAAAACCAGAAUUGAGUCCUUGUUUGGUGGUGAUUUAAAGCUAAGAAUGGGAGUAGCUAAAGCUGGUCCAUGUGUUACAGAUAAUGGUAAUUUCAUCCUUGAUUGGUUUUUUGAAGGAUCUCCAACAACAGAUUUCGAUGGAAUUAAUAGGGAAAUAAUGAUGAUACCCGGCGUUGUCGAUACAGGACUGUUUAUUGGAAUGGCCAGAAAAGCAUAUUACGGAAUGGCAGAUGGCUCAGUUCUAGAGAAGGAAGUUUAAUGUUAAAUUAAAUAUAUAGAGAGGGAAAUGAAUAAAAAGUUAUUUCUCACAAAUUGCAUUAUCAUUUAA